CAAAUCGGCCCGUCAUACAGCUAGCUAUAAAUACAAAAAUGCAUUUUUGCCCAAAACCGUAACCCUAAAAUUACCAUCGUGUCUGCCAUUCUUGCUUUCCAACGAACGAAAUCGAUAUCGGAAGGCAGCAAACGACACCAGAUUCAAUAUGGGAAAGGUUCACGGAUCUUUGGCUCGUGCCGGAAAAGUGAGAGGGCAAACCCCUAAGGUAGCAAAGCAAGACAAGAAGAAGCAACCUCGCGGCCGUGCUCACAAGCGUAUUCAGUACAACCGCCGUUUUGUCACCGCCGUUGUUGGUUUUGGAAAGAAGAGGGGUCCAAAUUCAUCUGAGAAGUAAGCUGAUGGAUUGUGUAGUUUUGUAAGCUUAGUUUGUUGGAAUUGUUUUUACAUUGGUAUCAUGUUAUUUUAGACAGUCUUUAUUUUGAUGAUCACAGUGUUUCUAUUAAAACCUAAAAUUCUAUGAAAUGUUUUGAGUUUGAUUUUUGA
Messenger RNA from Lactuca sativa (garden lettuce), 486 nucleotides. RefSeq names its product Ribosomal protein S30 family protein. The record is from RefSeq and is a predicted model, not a curated record. NCBI's taxonomy places the organism in Eukaryota, Viridiplantae, Streptophyta, Magnoliopsida, Asterales, Asteraceae. Gene Ontology annotation, molecular function: structural constituent of ribosome. Gene Ontology annotation, biological process: translation. Gene Ontology annotation, cellular component: cytosolic small ribosomal subunit; ribosome.